Magnolia sinica is the source of this 1154-nucleotide messenger RNA. Its product is annotated as transcription factor MYB20-like. Bases 141 to 932 code for a protein of 263 amino acids. The transcript has 3 exons. The record is from RefSeq and is a predicted model, not a curated record. Lineage: Eukaryota; Viridiplantae; Streptophyta; Magnoliopsida; Magnoliales; Magnoliaceae.
UGGUAUUUGUUUUAUGGGGGAAUGAACUGGCAGCAUCUUUGUUUGAAUUAUAAGGUUGUUUGGGUGCAGUCCCUCUAUUCGCCGACCGGACCGACGAAAGCAGCUUUCUCUCUCUGGUGUUUUUUGGAAAGUAGUUUGCAAUGGGAAGACAACCAUGUUGUGAGAAGGUAGGAUUGAAAAGAGGGCCAUGGACUGUGGACGAAGAUCAGAAGCUUAUGAACUUCAUCCUCAACAACGGCAUACACUGUUGGAGGAUGGUUCCCAAGCUCGCAGGUUUGAUGAGAUGUGGAAAGAGCUGUCGGUUGAGAUGGACUAAUUAUCUACGGCCCGAUCUCAAGAGAGGAGCACUCUCGGAAAUGGAGGAAAAUCAGAUCAUCCAACUUCAUUCACGUCUUGGUAACAGGUGGUCGAAGAUCGCCGCUCAUUUCCCAGGCCGCACCGACAACGAAAUCAAAAACCAUUGGAACACUCGAAUCAAGAAAAGGCUUAAGCUACUUGGGUUGGACCCAGUGACCCACAAGCCCAUCGAUCCACCAGAAAGAUACCAUCCGAAAGAUUCACAGGCUACUCCUUGGGAAGAAGAAGAGAAGAGCCUAGAUGUUGGAUUAUCUGAUAAUCCAUGCCGGGAAGAUUUAUCAAUGGCCAAACAAGAUGGAUUUGAUUUGGGUUUGGAUGACAAUGGCAGUGCCUUCCUUAGCUAUGGGAUGUUGUGGGAGGGCUUGGAUAUGGAAAACAUGAAAAUACAAGGCAAUCCAUCCAACAGUUGCACCACUGCAUUUUCAAUGGAUGGCAGUGUCUACCCUUCUUUGGUUGAAGAGUCUUCUUUGUUAGAGGACUCUAAGCUAUAUUGGACCCAUAGUGUGGAUUCUGUUCCUUCAUGGAGUGGUAUGCAUUCCUUGGAAGAGAUGUUCUCCAUUGGAAAUCACAAAUAAAGCACUCUCUUUCCAUCCAAAAGGGGUCUCAUUUUAUACUAUUUCUCUCUUGUUCAUGUUUCCAAGUGCCUUUAUAAAUACUUUUCAUGUCUCACUUUCUGCUCUUUCAGUGUGUGUUUUCCAUUAUCGAAUUCUUUAUUUUAAUUAUUGUUCAUUUUUCUAAUUAAUCUCCUUUCUAGCUAGGGUGUAACUUCGUUUCUUUCUUUCCUUCUUUUCCUUCUU